GAAUGAAGAGUUAGAGUGACGGGAAAUUACUUAACUGGCUGGGCAGACAUGAACUUCAGUUUCGUUCUUUCCCUUCUUGAUUUCAGUUCUGGUGGCCUCUAUUGAUAUAUCAACAGUUGGUCUGUGAUGGCUUAUCGAGGAAAAAAGUCUUACUGCAAGGACCAUUUCUGGCCUGUCAUUCUCACCGUUUGGUUGACCUUACACGCUGUGUUGACUGUUAAGAUACUGCGUCUUUCAGUUCCACACUCAGUUCAAAACGGAACAGACCACGUUAUUUUAGAUUGCGAAUAUAACUACACAGUAAAUGAUCUUCGUCUUGUUGUUAAAUGGUUCUACAACAACAAUUUAGAGCCCAUCUACCAGUGGAUUCCUAAGCUGGAUUCUCGACACAUUUCUCAAAAGUUUAAGGGUAGGCUUGACCUUUCUUAUAAAGUCAAUUCACCUGAUCCCUACUUUUACUACCGAGCCCUCUACGUCCAGCAACCUACUUUGGAUAUAAGUGGUAAAUACACUUGUCAGGUGAUGUCUCUUGCUGGUCAUGAUCAACGGCAGCAGAAGAUGAUGGUGUAUUCUCAAGCGAAGUCAUUCUCUUUCUCUCAUACUGAAAUUUCUAGUUCAGAAAGAGAAAUCUCUUGUGAAGCAAUGGGGCUGUUCCCUCGACCGGAAAUGUCUAUCAAUAUUAUCCUCCCAAAGCACUCUAAACAGCCACUGUUACAGGAAUCAAAGAAAUACGUCAAUAUUACAAGGGAACUUUAUUCUAUUUGGCUCAGUGGAAGAUUUCAUGAAAAAGAUUUCCCAAAGGCAGAUAAGGUAGUCCUGGAAUGUGAAGUUUAUAUUCCAGAAACAGAUUACAAAAUGUCAAAAGAAAUAUCCUUUUACACAGGGCUUGCAACUGCAAAUAAAGCGACAUCAACGGUUUUGUUCUGGUUGUGCUACCUUAUUUGUGUUGGUGGCCUUACCUACAAUUCAUAACAUAUCAAGUUCCAGCGGAACAGCGUGUGUUUCAAAAGUGACGUAGAAAAAAACAAAACUUGAAAUAUGAUUGAUAGAGGGAGAUGGGAUGAUAAGCUGUAUGAUUGAUAGAGGAAGAUAGGAUGAUAAGCUGAAGAUUAUAUUGUUAUGUACUCUCAAUUUAAUAAGCUUUUUCUUGUACAAAAAGACUAGUCGCGCUUUCACGUUAGCUUUUUUCAUUCAACUUUGUUCAAUAAAAAAAUACAAAAAAAGCAGAAAAAAUAAAACCUUCAUGCUAUUUUGAGCUUUCGUCUCUUGCUUUAAACC
This is a messenger RNA of Limulus polyphemus (Atlantic horseshoe crab), 1278 nucleotides long. RefSeq lists its product as uncharacterized. The coding region runs from base 127 to 972 and encodes 281 amino acids. The transcript has 6 exons. NCBI's taxonomy places the organism in Eukaryota, Metazoa, Arthropoda, Merostomata, Xiphosura, Limulidae. The record is from RefSeq and is a predicted model, not a curated record.